AUGGCCCUGGUUUAUCGAGCUCCCAUAGUUUAUAGCCCAGACUGUGCAGCUCCGGGAAUUCCUGGCUGCAGCAUGGAAAGUGAGCAGUUGAUAGCCAGCCAAGAGCCCUCCAGCAGGAACCAGGGGCCAGAUCUGCAGCCGGCCAGCCCAGUGUCUAGCUGGCUGCAGUCUGAGUGGGAUGACCGAGGCGGCCGGGAUGUUUCCCAGCCGUGGGGCCAGAGCUCAGUCCUGAGGAUGAAGGCGCUGGAGGCAGCCCUGCUGGUUCUGCUGUUCUGCGGACCCCCGGGGCCGACACGAGGGCAGCUGCAGGCCCAGGACGACGAGUACGAGGACGACGUGGACCCGGGCCAGGAGGGCUACGACGACGACGACGACGACGACGACGACGAGGACGAGGGGGCCGGCGUGCCCGGGGACAGCGGGGAUGACGGCCUGCUGCGCUGCUACGCGUGCCAGUCGCUGGCCGGCCCGGAGAGGUGCCCGCAGCAGCAGCGCUGCGGCCCCCGACACCGCUUCUGCAAGACGCUGGUCUCGCACGGGGAGACUGAGUCCGGGCCCCUGACCACCUACUCGGCCUGGUGCUCCGACUCGUGCCGCCCGCUCUCCAAGACGGUGGAGCGCACCCUGAUGACGGUCACCUGCUGCGAGGCCCCGCUGUGCAACGUGCCGCCCUGGCAGGGCCCCGGGGCUGGGCCGCGGGACCCCCAGGGCGGCGGGCCGUGGAGCCCCCGGGGGGCGGGCGCGGGGGCCCCCUGGAGCUGCCCCCUCGCCGUGGCCGCCAGCCUGUGGCUCAGCCUCCUGGCCGGCCUCCGGUUCCUGGGGCCCUGA
Molecule: messenger RNA, 828 nt
Organism: Suncus etruscus (white-toothed pygmy shrew)
Lineage: Eukaryota; Metazoa; Chordata; Mammalia; Eulipotyphla; Soricidae
Gene: GPIHBP1
Product: glycosylphosphatidylinositol anchored high density lipoprotein binding protein 1
Exons: 6
Coding region: 1-828 (275 amino acids)
Molecular function (GO): acetylcholine receptor inhibitor activity
Source: RefSeq, a predicted model, not a curated record